AUGAUCGACGCGUCUGCAGAACUUCCCGCCAUCGCUAAGCUCCAGUACCUGCUUUCAUCGCUAAAGGGAGAAGCAGCUUUACCCUUUGAGCACACUCCUUUAACAUCCGACAACUAUCCAGUUACGUGGGCGGCACUUCUGAAGCGGUACGAUAAUUCACGGUUGUUAAUCCGUGAAUACUAUCGUAAAUUGCACCAUCUUCCGGGUGUGCAACUGGUGUGCGUCGACAAACUUACACAUCUAGUGGACGAAUUCACUCGCUUUGUCAACGGAUUGGUGAAGCUGAAGGAACCGGUGGAUGCAUGGGACACGCCGCUUUCGAAUAUGCUGAUCAUGAAGCUGGAUCGUGAGACGCUGCUGGCUUGGGAAAAACAUUCCGUGCAUUUCCCAAAGGAUAAGUACAAGGAUGUGAUCGCUUUUGUGCAGGAUCGGAUCCAGAUCCUAAAAUCAACGAAUGAUUUUGCAUGUGAGCAUAUUGGUAAUGUAAGAAAGGUGGCCGGCAAUCAUCAUCAGUCAAUGCAAAAAAGGUCCAUCGCAAAUGCAGCUGCAUCAAACGCGACACUUUCCUCACCCCCGGCUCAUUCUCAGCAAUUGAAGUGCCCCUUAGCAUGCACCGACGCUCAUCUUCUACGCAACUGUCCGAUAUUCAUCGCUAAGGAUGGUCAGCAGCGACGAGAUGUCGUUACAAACAAGCACCUGUGUUGGAAUUGUUUGAGUGGCACUCAUCACGUUAAAUCAUGCAAAUCUGAUUAUUCGUGUAGAACGUGCCGUCAACGUCAUCAUACACUUCUGCAUAUCACUCCGGCCACAGCAGUUACCAUGGCAGCACAUUUGGAUGACGAUAAGGUGUUUCUAGAGACGGCACAGAUUGUGAUUCGAGAUGAUUACGGUAAUGAGCAUGAGGCAAGGGCUCUACUGGAUUCGGGGUCCAUGUCGAAUUUCAUCUCUGAGGAAUGCGCUCGCAAACUAAUGACCAACCGCAACAAGGUCAAUAUUGCUGUUUCGGGCAUCGGAAAUGCGGUGGUACAUCAAGUAAGGGGUUCGAUCGUCGCUACAGUUCGGUCCAAGCAUCAACCCUUCGCUACGGAAAUGGCUUUCUUGAUUUUGGACAAGCCAUCAGCUGCCAUCCCUACUUCAUUUUCGGACAUCUCAUCGUGGAAAAUGCCAGAUGUGGAAUUAGCUGAUCGCGCCUUCAACGUUCCGGGGGAAGUCGACAUCAUCAUCGGAGGCGAUACUUUCUGGGAACUUCACACCGGUCGCAAACGCUCUCUCGGCAUGGGAAGACCGUGGCUGGUGGAAACCCAUUUCGGUUGGGUGGUCACCGGAAACAUUCAUCAUUCAUCGCCUGGUCCGCGACUGUGUCAUCUCGCAGCAACCGACAUACCAUUAGAAGACAUCAUGCAGCGGUUUUGGCAGAACGAAACCAUAGCCGACGAUACUGUUUUAUCGGUGGAAGAAGAUGCCUGCGAAAGACACUACGUGGCUACUACCGUCCGCAACACUUCGGGGAGGGGAUUCUAA
Anopheles funestus (African malaria mosquito) is the source of this 1521-nucleotide messenger RNA. RefSeq lists its product as uncharacterized. Lineage: Eukaryota; Metazoa; Arthropoda; Insecta; Diptera; Culicidae. The record is from RefSeq and is a predicted model, not a curated record. Bases 1 to 1521 code for a protein of 506 amino acids. The transcript is spliced from 2 exons.